CUAGUGAGUCUCUCCUACUAUAUAAGUUCCCUCUCCCCAGCCUGCUCCCAGUUCUCAGUGUUUCUGUGUACCUUGAGGAGCUUCCUGGGAUAUCAUCAUGAAGAUCCUGUUUGCAGCUCUCCUUGCUGUGUUUGUCCUGUCAAACUUUGACAUGGCGGACUCCUCUUCUUAUGAUAAGAUAGUCUACCACAGUAAAGUCAGGGCAAGAAAAGAGGGACCCAACGUGUGCGCUCUGCAGCAGGCCAUGGGGACCAAGAAGAAGUACUUCAGCACGUGUCGUAAUUGGUAUCAAGGGGCCAUCUGUGGAAAGAAAGCGACGGUGCUGUAUGAGUGCUGUCCAGGCUACAUGAAGCUGGAAGGAAUGAAAGGAUGUCCUGCAGUGGCCCCUAUAGACAAUGUGUAUGGUACCUUGGGCCUGGUCAAGGCCAUCUCCACCCAGGAAUACUCUCACAUCUCCAAGCUGCAGGGGGAGAUAGAGGGAUCUGGGUCAUACACCUUCUUUGCUCCCAGCAACGAUGCCUGGGACUUGUUAGAUGAGGAAGUGCGUAGCGCGUUGGUGAGCAACGUUAACAUUGAGCUGUACAAUGCUCUGCACUACCACAUGGCUAACAAACGCCUGCUUACCAAAGACCUGAAGAACGGCCUGGUGGUCGACUCCAUGUACAACGACCUGGGACUCUACAUCAACCACUACUCCAACGGGAUCGUGACGGUGAACUGUGCCAGGAUUAUCCAUGGCAACCAGGUUGCCACCAACGGGGUGGUGCACAUCAUCGACCGUGUCAUCACUGCCGUGGGCAACACCAUCCAGGAUGUCAUCGAGGUUGACGAUGACCUCACCACUCUCAGUGAAGUGGCUCUGGCCUCAGGCCUGCUGGACAAGCUGGGACAACCCGGCCAGUACACCCUGUUCGCCCCCACCAACGAUGCCUUCGCCAAGCUGGACUCAGACGUGCUUCAACGACUGAUGGGUGACAAGGGUGUCCUCCAAGCUCUGCUGAACUUCCACAUGCUGAACUCUGUCCAGUGUUCAGAGGGCAUCAUGUCCGGCCAGACCUUUGAGACCCUGGAAGGCCACAACAUCGAGAUUGGCUGUGACGGGGACAGCCUGACGGUCAACGGCAUCAAAAUGGUGUUGAAGAAAGACAUUGUCACCGCCAACGGAGUCAUCCACCUCAUCGACGAGGUCCUCAUGCCUGACUCAGCUAAGCAGGUGAUGGAGCUGCUCACCCCUUCCCAGUCCACCUUCAGUGACAUGGUGUCAGAGCUGGGUCUGUCUGCAGCCAUGGCAAGCUAGGCAGAAUACACCCUACUGGCCCCGCUCAAUUCUGUCUUCACUGAUGAGGUGAUGGCCAUUGACCAGAGCUUUCUGAAGGUGAUUCUGGAGAACCACAUCCUGAAGGAGAAGAUCACUCUGGGACAGCUGUACAACGGACAGCGCCUGGAGACUAUCGCCGGGAAGUUCCUCAGAGUCUUCAUCUACCGCACAGCGGUGUGCAUAGAGAACUCCUGCCUGGUGCGCGGCAGCAAGGAGGGCAGUAACGGAGCCCUCCACCUGAUGAGGACUCUGAUGAAGCCAGCUGAGACCACCAUGUUCCAGAUCCUCACUGACAACGGAGGAUUCAAGAUCUUCCUGUCACUGAUGGAGAUGGCUGGUCUGACUGACCUGCUCAAACAGGAAGGAGAAUACACUCUGUUCGCUCCCAGUGAUGAGGCCUUCGCUGGCGUCAGCGACAGUGACAUGGCUCUGCUCAGAGGCAAUAUGAACGCCCUGCGUACCAUCCUGCUCUACCACUUCAGUAACGGAGUGUUCAUCGGCGGAGGUUUGGAGACUGGGGUGACCAACCUCCUCAAGUCUCUGCAGGGAAACAACCUCCGAGUGCUGCAUGCUAACAASACAAUCAGAGUGAACACUAUUGAGGUCCCUGAAAAUGAUAUCAUGGCCACUAAUGGAGUCAUUCACUUUGUCAAAACCCUCCUCUACCCCGGAGAGCUGCCUGCUGGAAACUCUGACCUUCUGGGGCUGCUGAGAAGACUCAUCAAGUACAUGGAGAUCAAGUUCGUGUCAGGAUACAGAUAUAAGGAAAUCCCUCUCACAUUCAUGAAGAGGACGAUCGUCACACGCGUCAUUGAGUCAGCGCCUGAUGUGACCCAUGUGACUAGGGUUAUCGAAAGGGAACCUACCAUCACCAAGGUGACCAGGGUGAUUGAGGGACAGCCUACCAUCACCAAGGUGACUAGAGUCAUUGAAGGCGAGCCAAAGUUCACCAAGGUCACUAGAGUCAUCGAGGGAGAGCCCAAGGUCACCAAAGUUACCAGAGUCAUCGAGGGAGAGCCCAAGGUCACCAAAGUUACCAGAGUGGUCUCAGGUCCUCAGUACUCGGCCAGCAGCAGUGGCUCCAGCAGUGGUAUCUCCAACAUUGAGCUGGAAGGUGCUGACUUCUCCCGUAUCACCACCAUCGAGGGAAACCCCUCAAUGCUCGACAUGGACUCUGAAAAAAUCACCAAGUUCAUCCAAGAGGGAAACCCGAGACGAGUAACUGGCAGGAAAAUUCCAGCUGGUGCCAGGAGGAGAGUCAGACCAGAGGGACAAAGAGCAUAAACAUGGACAGACCAGGUGACUAAAGACGCAUCAGCGACCAGAGAGGAACAACAGAGAUAAUGUCAAUGAAUGGUCUCCCAUAAAAGCUCUACACUCCAAAUGAUGCGUGUGUAGACAUACAGAACUUGAACUUAGUGAGACCAGUAAAGCCAUUUGCUAAACAAAACAAAAAUCAUUGAUGCAUGUAUCUAAAGAUAACUAAAAGCCAUCAAUAUAUGUAAAUAGCGUACGCAUAUUUGUGGGUUUUCGGUGUAUAUUAGAGAUGAAAGAUUAGAAGCUAGCCAGGGGUAGCAAAAUAAUCUUUGAAACCAAUCUAUUUGAAGCCUUGACCAUUGGUUGAGGUAAUAAAACAGGAUUUUUAGGAAGAUUUUGUAAUUUACCUCUGCAUGAUAUCGAGUUUGUGGUGCUCACAUAAAAAAAAUAAAAAAAUAAAAAAAAUGUGAUUGCUGUUUUCUGACUGUACCUUAAUUUCUGCAAAUGUUUAUAUUUUUCUACCAGAUGUAAUUUUAGCUCUGAUCUGAGUUUCACAGUAGUGUGUUUGCUCUCUCUUUCUGCCUGACUGUCUGUUAUUCUACCUAGCUAACCAUUCAGAUAUUGAGCUUGUCUUUGCUUUUAGAAGUUUCAAAUGUGCAACACUCUGACAAACUUAACUUUUCACAUAUUCUCAAUAGCUUUUUUUAACUGCAGUUUUCAAACCUUUUUCAAUAAAGUAUAUUCUUGGAUAUGAA
Salvelinus sp. IW2-2015 is the source of this 3330-nucleotide messenger RNA. Its product is annotated as periostin-like. Lineage: Eukaryota; Metazoa; Chordata; Actinopteri; Salmoniformes; Salmonidae. Gene Ontology annotation, molecular function: cell adhesion molecule binding. Gene Ontology annotation, cellular component: extracellular matrix. Gene Ontology annotation, biological process: cell adhesion; extracellular matrix organization. The record is from RefSeq and is a predicted model, not a curated record.